CCCGCCGUUUUCGUAGGGUAAAAAUGAAAUUAGUGCAAUAGAAUAGGGGCGGUGGCGGAAAUAAGAAAUAUCUCCAUCUUCUACUUUUUCUUACAAAAAGCACUUGGUUUUAAUGUUGAUUCUCAAGCUCAACACUAGGGAUGAUAAAAAUGCAAGGCCUGCCUCUCUGUGAAAAGAGCAAAGGGCGCCCAUUUCUUCCUGAUGAUGGUGACGCAUUUUGCAGUGAGAAGCUUUGCCUCUUCCUAUAGUUUGGAUAGAUGGGUCGGAGAGGUUAUUGUUACAAAUCUCUAUCAAGUCCAUCCUCGUCCACUAUGAGCAUUGUUUUUUAGUACUCAGCCAGAGUAUAAUGACUCUUCAACCAUAUCAAGACGCUGCAAGUUGCCAGAUACGAGGGCCAAAGUUAUACUCUUCUUCAAGUAAAGACUGCUAUGGUGCGAAGAUAUUCUACACAUGAAGUAGAUCCGCGUUCGUAUAUCGUACCGUCUGAGACUCUCUUUUUGUAGCUGAAGAAUCAAAAUGCAAUCGCUCGCGGAACUCACUAGCUAGCCCUGCUGUGAAAAGAAGACCAUACUCCGACAACGUCAGGACUAAACGCAUCGUCCUCCACGCAAGGAGGUUUCAUUAACAGUCGCAAACAGCUGGCCGAUUGGUGAGCAAAAAAUCAUGACAACUCUAUCUCCACCUCCUACGCGACCCCCUUCGGGAGGCACUAUCGCUGCCGCUGCUCCUUCAGGAGGCACAACAGCUACAACAUCUUCGCUGACAAAAUCUGAAGAGCACAAAAAUAAUGUCGACCGCCGUGAUGUUGACGCUCGGCCGUUCUCCUCUCCUGCUACGUCGCCUGCUACGUCGUCCUCCAAAGCCGUCUCCCCAUCGACUACCCAAGCUGCUGCAGAAGGCGGGAGCGAUGCUGCGCUACUAAGUCACGGUGGCGGAAUAUCUAGGGCACUAUCUCAGUCGGGAUCCUCAGCCGCAGACAAUUCUCAGCGAACUGGUGCAGAAACUCAGGAGAGUGCGACACUUCGACAGGAAAGUGCGAGACUGAAGGACCAAGUAGCACACCUAAAAGCAGAGUUACAAGCAGAAAAGCAGCGAGGUUUAUUUAUUUGAUUCAUGCAUGGCAGACUCCUCGGGUCUUAAUAAUGGUGUAGCGUCAUCAUGUACUAAGGUCUGCCAUCGUAGUGCCGUAGAUUUCAACCAGCCUCGUUUUCAUCAGCUAUCAGAUUUCAAUUAUCGUCAUAAUUGCUGGCGCUUGAUUAUGCAUACUUCUCCAGGUAGGAGUAUGGUUAUGGGUUCAUCCUCUUGAUUUCAAUACAUCUACAGCAUUGGUGAGCGAUUUCAUAGACGAUGCAGGUGGGGACGCACCUUUAGACGCACUAAGAAUACAGCUACAGCGACGAGCUGCGGAUCUAGUGCAUAGAGAAUGCGCAGUAGAGACUCGGGAACAACGGCUAAGAGCGGGAUAUCAUUAUGGACUCACUUUUGAUUGUUGCUCUUCUUGAUCCUAGCGUAUUAGUAAUUGAUGUGGCUUAGUAACAGAAUGCUACGAGGCGUAGUGUACUCAAGUAUCUAUGCAGAUUAAAGGUAAACUUUACUUGUUUUGGCCUUGUAUUCCAUUGCAUUUCCAGAGGCUGAAGGGGUUAAGGCACAGUAUAAAACCAGUAUUCUUAGUCGUGUUCAGUCUGUAUUGUAAGCAUCUGCAGACGCGACCUUCCUAGUUUGUUGAGAGUGAUGGCGAAGCUUCGGGAUUCGUUUCUUGCAGAAAAGAAACUGAGCUCCUCAGAAAAUGAAUUCGAAUUAAAUGGGAUAAAGUCAGAAAUUCUUAGGAUUAGAGGACUCCAAUUCAAGCGGUGACAUCUUUUAGAUGGCUAAAAGACGCCACUACUCUGAUGAGAAUCAUGGCGAAGCUUCGAGAUUCAUUUCUUGGAGCACGUGGCCAGGAAAUGAAUUCGAAUUAAAUGGGAUAAAGUCAGAAACUCUUAGGAUUAGAGGACUCCAAUUCAAAUGGUGACAUCUUUUCGAUGGCUAAAAGAUGUAGAGCAGUGCUUUCUUAGCAUAUUUUGGCACUAAACUGCAUAAGUCUAGCUCUAUUCUUGUUAGAGCGUCAGCGUGUGGCUGUAGGACAUUACGACUCUGAUGAGAAUCAUGAUGAAGCUUCAAGAUUCAUUUCUUGCAGAAAUUGAGCUCCUCAGGAAAUGAAUUCGAAUUAAAUGGAAUAAAGUCAGAAAUUCUUGGAUUUGGUGACUUCAAACCCACACUGCACUAGUGCUUUUUCAGUGGGUGGCUUCAAAUUCACACUGCGCUCGUGCUUUCUCAGUGGGUGGCUUCAAAUUCGCACUGCAGUAGUGCUUUUUCAGUGGGUGAAGGACGAGAUCACGACGAUGCUCCAGCAAGCCCUCUAAGCAUUGGGCUGCCCGCCAUCUACAGCAGCCCCCUGAAUGGAUAAGUAAGCUAGGACUCCCAGUUGUACUACUACUUUUAGACGACUACUAAUCUAGUACCUUUUUAAAGAUUCAAGAUUGUCCGAAGGCGUCUAAUUUCGCACUGCCACAUCGAGGUCGCCUGAGGUAGAAGCGGCGUCGAACUCUCCAGAAUUGAUACCAUUAAGGAUACUGUCCGUCGUAGUAGUACUAGGAUUUCAGUAUACCUCACUAUCUUUUCCAUCUUCUUGGAGUAUUUGUUUCCUGAGUAGAUUCAUUCUCCUCUGACCUCAUGGGGCAUCCAGCUGUAGAGGCAUUUACUCAGCUCAGAAUAGUGAGAAAGUAGAGGAGGCGACGCAGACGUCCUUCGUAUUUUAGAAUAGUGCGGCAUCAUCUCUACCAACAGCUGAUCCGGCGCUCAAAGCGCAGGGCUGAAGCAGGAGCCCGCCUAAUUCUAAUUCUAACAGCGUACUAUCUCUAGUGUCAUCUCUACAUUGUGGACUACAGUAGUAAAACCUACGCACAAGUUACUAGUUGCAUAAAGUAGGCCAAAAUCUAGACACUCUAAUCCCAGACCCAGGAGACGACUCCCGAGUAGACGAGAAUGAUAAGAUUCGACGGAAAUUGCUAGCAGCUGAGAAGAAACUCCAAGAGUUAGAGAAUGGAGCGAAAGCGGAGAUCGAGGCAUUGCAGUUCUGGGAAGUGGUACACGAGAAGGGCGUCGCAUACAGACACGAACGCGGAAACUUGGACGCUAGAGUGCUCACGAGACUGGUAUAUGAGGAUGGUUUGAAGUUUGGUAGAGUGCUCAUGAGGCUGGUAUCUCUACGAGGAUGCGUAGGUGGUGGGUCUGUUUAUUUCAUUAGAGUCUCAAUGUUUGAAUUCAAAACUGGACAAACGGGCCACCCAUCUGAGUACGACGACUAAUCGUUUUCCUAAAUAGAAUUGCUACGAGAUUAGAUACCAUAAAGACGAGUAGAAGAGAGAAAUUGCCCGAAGAAUCCUGCGCAAAGCACAUGAGAAACAGGGCCCUCGCUAUCAAGAGGUAGUGGCUUGCUGUGAGUACCGGAAUGGUUGGGUCCGGACACCGGAUGGAUAUUGGCUUCCAGUGGAGGUUAACGGCAGGCGAGUCUUAGACGCCUUUACUGAGCCACAUCAUUAAGAUUCCAGCUACUCCAUCUCUUUUAUUAUCGGGACGGUAGCGAUAUUCUUGAUGAGGGGCCAAAUCCGAAUCGACUACCGUCACCGUCGUCGAUAGAGGGAUCCACCACACAUAGCUGGGCUAUCAUUGGGGUAGCCAGCUCUAACACCAGCGAUCUGGCAGUGAGCAGGGACUCUUCCGCGAGUUAUGGAGCAGCCUGAAGCAAAAUUGGAGAGACGCCGCGGAUCACUUCCCAGAAGCUCGAGAUGUAGAGGAGGAUGAAAUGGAGGGAAGAGCUUAAAGACGCAGUAGAGGAGAAGGACACUCGGGAGAGAAGGACGCUCGGGAAAGAGCUUGAUUACAAAUAAUACGUGAACACGAUAUGACUGGGAGGCCCUUUGGAAACGUAGUUGACACUUUCCAUUUGACUCUUAAAAAAUCACAAGACAGCACAACGACUACGACACUUCACUUAUUACAUCCAACCAUUGAACUCAUCUACAUCAAAGUACACGGACGCGCGCCAUGGAUUUGCUCAGAACCUUCGGUUGCAUUGUAUUCUUGAAUUGAAGACGCCAAAGAUGCAAAUCCAUCACUAUCAUGCAAUUAUUCCGCAAACUGCAUUGACACUCAAUUACAACGACAGUAUUUGACAUUCUUGUUCUUGCAUACUACUUAGAG
Messenger RNA from Amoebophrya sp. A25, 4242 nucleotides. NCBI's taxonomy places the organism in Eukaryota, Dinophyceae, Syndiniales, Amoebophryaceae. The record is from the annotation of a GenBank genome assembly.